This is a messenger RNA of Mugil cephalus (flathead mullet), 2865 nucleotides long. RefSeq names its product visinin-like 1a (gene vsnl1a). The coding region runs from base 269 to 844 and encodes 191 amino acids. Gene Ontology annotation, molecular function: calcium ion binding. NCBI's taxonomy places the organism in Eukaryota, Metazoa, Chordata, Actinopteri, Mugiliformes, Mugilidae. The record is from RefSeq and is a predicted model, not a curated record. The transcript is spliced from 4 exons.
CUCCUCCUCUCACUACAUCAGCUGCAGUUUGUGUUGAGCAGCAUCACCCUACGGACCUGCACCGCUUGCUUUCUGUCUCAGUCGACUUUACCCAAGUAAAACAAAGCAAAAAUCAAUUAAAAAGCAGAACCUUAGCCCACGUUAAACUGUCAGAGGCCCGGCAGGAGACCGUUUCAGACGUGUGAAGCGCUCGUUUUGUUUGUCCGUCCGACCACUCCAGACACCAGACCGGACUUCCCUCGUUGACUCCGCACUCUCUCGAGGAAAAAUGGGGAAACAGAACAGCAAGCUGACCCCUGAAGUGAUGGAGGAUCUGGUGAAGAACACAGAGUUUAAUGAACAUGAGCUGAAGCAGUGGUACAAGGGAUUCCUGAAGGACUGUCCCAGCGGCCGGCUCAACCUGGACGAGUUCCAGCAGCUCUAUGUCAAGUUCUUCCCUUACGGCGACGCGUCCAAGUUCGCCCAGCACGCCUUCAGGACCUUCGACAAGAACGGCGACGGCACCAUCGACUUCAGAGAGUUCAUCUGCGCGCUGUCCAUCACAUCACGAGGCAGCUUCGAGCAGAAACUCAACUGGGCCUUCAACAUGUACGACCUGGACGGAGACGGCAAGAUCACACGGGUGGAGAUGCUGGAGAUUAUUGAGGCCAUCUACAAGAUGGUCGGCACCGUGAUCAUGAUGAAAAUGAACGAGGACGGCCUGACGCCCGAGCAGAGGGUGGACAAGAUCUUCUCCAAGAUGGAUAAGAACAACGACGACCAGAUCUCGCUGGAGGAGUUCAAGGAGGCGGCCAAGAGCGACCCGUCCAUCGUAUUACUGCUGCAGUGUGACCUCCAGAAAUAGGCCGGAGGGCGAGUGGAGCUCUCCACCAGCCGCCACGGACUGCACCGAAAGAAUUUCAUGUUCCAUUCAGUUUGCAGCUAUUUCCACUGAAAAAAAAAAACAUGCUUGGACUACCUUUCAAUGGAUCUGCUUCUUGUGUUUGAAACACUCGUGUGCAUGAGAAUGUUAUUUGCUAUAAAAACGAUAUACACACACCACACAUAACAGUGCGCGGGAGCGACAGUGCGGGUGCACGCCACAGACACACUCACAGUACACGCACACACGCGCACACACACACCAUCAAUACAUACGAACAUCUCGCACAAAUGAUAUAUAGAUAUAUAAAUAUGAAUAUAUAUAUAUAUUUAAAUUAUUUAAAGAUCAACUGCCAAAAUGUGAAGUGUGCAAAGUAUUUUCCAUACAGUUUCAUCCUACCCGGAGCUUGCGCAUCAGUGAUGUGCUACGUUGAAUUUGCCGCUACUCUAUUUAUUGUUCCAAGUUUACUGACGCUAGCUGUAUGUGUUUCAUGAUACUGAGUAAUGUCAACCGAACCAAAUUCCUAUGAUAAUGUAUCUGCCUCCAGUGAGACACUCCGUCCGCCGUCUCGAAAUAUUAGCCCUAGAAGAGAUGGACCGUCCCAAACGUUUCCCUCCGAAAACAUGCUUGUACUGUCGGUAAUACUGUAAGUGUAGUUCAUUUGCAUGCCUUUAGGUUCUGCCUUAAAAAUCUCCUCAUGUUGCAUCCUGUAAUUGGAGACAGAGAAAGCCUUAUCGAAAGUAGCGCGCUGUUGGUGGGGGUGUGUGUGGGAGGGGGCCGUGAGAAAGGAUUUUUACCGACUAGGGAGGAGAAAAAGGAAGUCACACUGCAGCAGGUCCUUCCACAACUAUCGCCGUACGGGAUGUAAAUUUUGUGAGCUGUCGUUUUCUUUUAACUGCUUUAACUGUGGGAGCAUGUUUCCUUGUAGAUUAGCUGUGGUAAUACGUUGCUGAGAACUAAAUCCCUGGCCCCUCUUUCCCCCCUCCCCACGUGCACUCAUUAAAAAUUAGCAGACGUUAAAUGUAGGGGGAUUCCAUUUUCAAGCGGAGAUAAACAAAGAAGAGCUAAAUUAUUUAUCUAUUAUUUUUUAAGCAGGAGGCAAGUUAGAUCAAAUAUUAAAAACCAGGAUUAACUAGAGAAUGAUCGAAGUUAAAAAAAAAAAAAUCUGAUUAGAAAGAUUCAUCUACAGCUAAAGACCAUUGUUACAUUUGACCAUCACAUCCACUUUUUUCCAGUCUGACUGUGGGGUUGCAGCCAUUCAGAUUCUUUUACGCUUCUGGAGCAUUAAAGAGGAGUAGAAAUAAGACCCGUCGCGCGGCAUUUUCACUGUCUCUUCGUCUUUUUCAGGGGAAGUAAACGAGUGCUAAAGUGGUAUGAGGAGCAGUGGGUGGGUUUCAUUACACACUCUAACUGCUGGAGGACAAGCCCUUAAUGUAAAGCCAUGUGUUCAGUAGGUCGGACCGUUCGCCCCUCAGCCCUCCCUCAAAGUAUCUCUCUCUUACCAGUCAGUCUUUUUUGUACUUUUUUACUCCUUCUCUCACACGUUGUACACGUACUGAUGCAUACUCGGUGUGGAGAAGUUCAGUGAAGUAUUGCGGUACCUCCUGAGAAUGAUUUGGAAAUAGCCCGUCAGCCCUAACAUUUUCCAGCCUGCGUUAACACUGCAAGUAUUGUACAAGCGAGUGGAGGCUUCAUGAGAUGCGACAUGCCACAGUAUGCAGCUCUGCAGUAAAGAGACCGUCACACCAGUCCAUCAUCAUCUCUCAGCAGUGUGGCUUAUCCCCAUCAAGUUUGUAACCUGAACUUCUUUACAUAAGCAUCUUUGGCCAGAUAAUGUUUCUAAUUAAAAACUCUGUUAUUCCUAUUACUGCUAUCAAGGUACCAAAUGUAAGCAAUGGCAACCGUGUACAAGGAUUCUUUUGUAGCAUGUAUUGUGUCCCUGACGACAUGGCUGCACUACUCCCUGUGUUGUGGUUUAAUCUAAUAAAAGGAACUCUAUGGGC